Messenger RNA from Stylonychia lemnae, 2409 nucleotides. NCBI's taxonomy places the organism in Eukaryota, Ciliophora, Spirotrichea, Sporadotrichida, Oxytrichidae. The record is from the annotation of a GenBank genome assembly.
AUGGAUUAUGACUAAGAUUUGGCUACUUUAGCCUUAUAGCAACUAGAAAAUAUGGAGUAAUAUGGUAAUUAAAGCAGUUUAUAAUACAGCUUUUCGAAUCAAAUUGCUCAAGAUCAUUCUAAUGGGAAUAGUAACUAAUAACAGAGAUCAGUUGAUUGGUAAUAAGACAUUCAAGCUAAUAAUAAUUACCGAGAUGAAGAUAAUUAUAACUACAGCCAUAGUAAUGCUGGAUAAAGUAAUUUGAAUAUUUUUGGAGAGGUUCAAAGUGACUAGCCCUACGAUUAUUAGUAUAAUUAAUCUUAUGAAAAAUAAGAAUAGAAUAUGCAAAUAGAUUAAGUAAUGGACGGCUAGUAUAAAGUACCCUAUAAUCAGAAUUAUGAGUAAAUUGAGGAUCAAAAUUAGAACUAGUUUUCUGUAAGCAAUAAUGCUUUUACAAAUGGUCACGACUAAGUUAUAAAAGAUCUGAAUGCUUAAAAUUUUGACGAGUAAGUUGAACUGGCUAAGAUAGCACUUCAGCAAGUAAAACAAGGCAAUUUUCAAGAUCAAUAGUUAUAGUUGCAGUAUUUACAAAAUCAACCACCAUCUCGUAAAAUAUCAAAAGAUGAGUACAAAGUGCUAUAGAUUUUUCUGAGCAAGCUGUAAUCUGCAUAAGAUGUUGACUUAUAUUCAUAAUAGAUGCAAAAGAUAUUUGUUCAGCAGCUGACUACAAAGCAGAGACAACUCUCUGAAAACCUAUAUCACUUCUUUAAAGACUAAAUUGAAAUUCUUUACUCGCAAAUUGAAAUAUAAGAGUGGUCUGGAGACAACAUAGUAUAAGAAUAAGAAACUGUGGUUAGAGGCUCCUUGGUAGAAAUCUUUUAAAACCUGUAGAGGGGUGAUGAACAUCAAGCAAGAUAGAAACUAAGUCAGUUAAAUGACUAUCUAAGCACAAGACAAAAAGGGAUUGAGUCUUUACUUGAUGACGUGUAUCUGAAGAUGAGAAAUGCAUUGGAAUACUCAAUUCAGAGUAUGUAAAAGUAGAUUAUUUUAGAGGACACGAUUCAUCAGUUUUUCAUGCAAAAGGAAAAAGAAAAACUUUAACUUCAAAAUGAAGCCAUUGAGAAGCAGAAAAUGUAUAAGAGUGCUCUUGAAACGAAUGGACAACCUGAUGGGGUAUAGCAUCUGUUUUAUAAUGUCAAGAGAACAAACUCAAAAUCAGCCAUGAGGAAGGUAAACUACAUGACUAAACUCGAAAAUCCUUCUGAGUUUGGAGCACCUAACUUAGACAAUAUCAAAUGCGAAAACGGCACACCAACAGGUGGCGGUAAUUACUCGAGAGAACAGAUAAAGCUUAUUAAGAGGGAGGAUGACUUGAAAAAGACCUUUAAUCUGACCUCCUAGGAAAUGGAGUGCUUUAGCAAUUUUGAGCAAGCAGAGAAUUUCAUAAAGCAAAGGAUCCUUAAUAACUCAGACUUUAUUGUUUUAACCAGUACGUUCAAGAAGGUGCAAUAGAUUUUCGUGCUUAAGAAAUACAAUGGCAAGCCAAAGGUCCAUGAAGUGCACUUGAUAAAUCAGGAGUCAGUGAUACAGCUACAUUUCACUUGCAUUGCCCCCUGCUAUCUCAUGAUAACUAUGGCUUUAUAUGUGACUACUGUUAGACUUAGAGUGAUACUGAUAAAUUGCUAGAAUGGUGAGAUCCUUAUGAAAAAGGACUUGGUGAGUCCGAACCCAUCUCAAUUCAAGACUUACUAUAACGACCCUUACUUUUGCAUUCUCUACGGAAGAGCUAAGUUAUUGCUGAUAGAUGUUAGCAAAGCAAUACUAGGAUAGCAACUUGAUUUCCAGGAGAUACAGACUUGCUUGAACUUCAAAUCAAACUACAAGAUUCAAAUUUAGCCAUUGAUGGGUCGAGGACCCUCUGAUCUAUUGGGAUUUCACUAUAGCUCUUAAGGCAGAAUGAAUGAGAUAUAUCAAUUUGGAAUGCAAACAGUUUAAGAUCCAGUUUAGCUAAAGUCUUGGAGAGCACAAAAUGAUUCGGCUGUUGAUAGAUAGAUUAACGAGACUGGCAAAUUGAUGGUAAUGAAUAUGAAGAAAACUGACAUAAAGGAGAAUGAAAUUCCCAAUAAGACUUAUAAUUAUGGAACCAUAGCCCUCGGCCCAGACAAAAUACUUAUAAUUGGAGGCAUAAGCGAACAGCAAGGGACAUCAAGAGAUUAAUGCUAUGUAUAUGAUUUGAAGACUAAGUGCAUAGACAAAUGUGCUGAGCUAUUUUUGAAAAUGAAGGAUGCUUUUGCCAAUGACAAUUACUCUUAUUUUGAAGAUGAGUAGCAGUAUGUAGUGGCUGGAAGAUUUUACGUGCAUUGCCUGAACAAAGCCCUGUUUUAGUGGGAGACUGUAGAUGCUUACCUUAGUGAGGCCAUCCCAGUUUGA